This is a messenger RNA of Symbiodinium sp. CCMP2592, 1272 nucleotides long. NCBI's taxonomy places the organism in Eukaryota, Dinophyceae, Suessiales, Symbiodiniaceae. The record is from the annotation of a GenBank genome assembly.
AUGGCAUCUGCCUCACUGCCGCCAACGGCAGGGCCUUCUGCCAGCAAUUCCUCGAACUUUCGAACGAUGAUGCCCGAGAGUAUGCCUGCGCAAGGGCCUCCAAGCUCCUUGUUCCGCACCACCCUCCCCGACUCGAUGCCCUCACCCGGGCAGGCGCAAGGCCGGAGCCCAAGCGGUGCAAGCUUUCCCUCUCAAGGUCCCAGCCCUUUUGCUUCCAAUCCUUGUGCUUCCUUCCAUUCCCGGGGCCCUCCCUCCCCAGGCCCUGGAGGGCCCAGCCCCAUGCAAUCGCAGGGCCCCUUCUCCAGCCUGCAAGCACCGCCCUUCCAGACCAUGCCCCCACAGAACCCCAUGGCCUCCAUGGGACCCCCGGGUUCGAUGGGACCCCCGGGCCCUGCGCCGGGAUCUUUGGGGCCCAUGGGUGUGAGCAUUCCGGCGCCGGGGGCAGACAACGUGCUUCCCAAGGAGUGCCUGGUGGUGGUCUCCAAGCUGCUCGAUGUGCCGGUCGAGACUGGGAUCUUUGGUGCGGGUGCGAAGACCUACUUCCUGCGAGUCCUGGAUCAUAAGAACACUGAGCUUGUCUCCAGCGAUGACAUACAAGGCAUGGACGACUUCCACUUGGGAAAUGCGCCAUCCCAGACGUUUGCCAUACCUCCCGACCUGGGCUCAAUGAGGGCGAAGACGACCUCGCGGACAAUCCACGUGGAGGUCUCAUUCUCCGGAGUCAUGGGAGGAAGCAUUAUUGGGGCAUGCCAGAUCAAUCGAAUGGACCCACGCUCGAAGCAGGCUUGGCCCUACGAGAUAUGUAGGGAUGGCGCGGUGGUUUGCGGAAUCGAGCUACGCAUCGUUGAGGAUCCCGACAUGAGUCAGCUGCCAACCCCUGGCGCGGCCAACGCUUCUGCCAAGGCCACAGGCUCCAUCAUGGAUUCCAUGGGUCUGGGCAGGAUGGUUGGAUCGCAAUACCUGACCGACAACGAGCUGGAUGAUGUGCACCACGGUGUGAGCAGCAUGCUCGAGCUUCAUGGAGCCAAGGACCUGCCGGCUCCACGCACGCGCGGCAUGAAGGAUGUGGUGGUCACCGUCAUGACCGACUCCGGGCGUGAGUUGCGGAAGCUCGGGCUCUUUGAGUCGCAGGAGCAGAUCGGUCGUCAGCUUACCUCUGUGGACUUCCAGCACACGCGCACCUUCGUCCAGGCAAGGGGGCAUCACAAUGCUGGUGGUAAGAGCCUGGAGCGGAAGCCUUUGGCCUUGGUCAUGAUAGUUUCAGGAAUGUAG